CCCCUGCUUCCAUCAACUUUUCUACCAAUCAAUCAUCGAAUGUGAAAAUUUUGAUGCCGUUUAAGCCUGGCUUAUUACGUAUCCGUCUCUCCCAUGCGAUCAGUGCAGCGCCAUGGAUCUGGUGGACAUUGAUCAGGUCUUGGAUAACCUGGAAUUACGCAUUGCCGCCGACGAGCAGGAGAGCAGGAAUGCAGCGGCAGCAGCAGCAGCGGCAGCAGCAUCAGCUGCAGCAGCGGCGUCAGUGGCAGCUGCAACGGUAGAAUCUACGCCCACGCGUCCACUGGGAGACGGAGCCAGUGCCUCCAAUGGGGGAGGAGUAGCUGCAGGAGGAUUCGCAGCAGCAGGAACUGCUUCAGCAGUAGGUGCACCGCCCACCAAAAGCUUUGUGGGCGUCUCUCAGGUGUUCAAUAGCCUGGACGACUAUCGCAACAAUGUGAAAUCCCUGGAGGUGGACAACCAGCUCCCCAGCUAUGACUGGCAGGCGGAGCACUCGCGCGAUGUGGAUGACAGCUUCGAUGACAUCAACAAGUUCAGCGAGGGGCAGGAGAAACGUCCGAAUGAGGCCAUAGUCUCUUCCUCCGAAUCGCUAACUACCUCCUCCUGCUCCACGUUCUCAUCGGGACCAUCGCCAGUCAGCAACGACUCCGAGGAGAUGGAGCCCAGUGCCCUGGAGGUGGUGGUGGCAGCGACACAGGCAGGGGCCAUGCCGCAACCUGAUGAGCCCAAAGUGGUGGUCGAGGACCUGGCCGUGGGUCUCUCCUCCAUUUCCAUCAGCAACAGCACGACCCCUGGGACACAGUCGCUGAUGCCUGGCGAGGUGACGGCCUCCUCGAUGCUCGGAAAGGUGCUCAACGAGUUGUCGGAGGAUCUGACCAGCACAGACCAGGAGACGGAGGUCACCAAUGGUCUGGAGGAGCUGCCGCGCGCAGAAUCCUUUCUCUCUGAAGCCCCUGCUUCUCCAAAAGAGCCAAAACCAAAGGAUCAGGGGCCACGACGCCAUCAGCCCGUGAAAUUUUGCUCAACGAUGGACGACAUCUCCGACACGGAGCUAGACAGCAUGCUCCAGGAGAUUGAUGUAGAUGAAAACCAGGAGGGUCAAGUGGAGGAGCAGCAGCUGCAGCAGCAGGUUGAGAUCCUUGAAGAAGAGGUAUCCGCAUCCGCCUCGGCGUCUGUUUCGCCCGUUACCGAAGAGGAGUCUGUGCGCAUUCUCUCCGACCAGGAGACCACCUCUAACGAUCAACUGAACGUGGACAACUUCUCGCAGGCCUCCACCGUUGAAUUUGCGGAGCUGAAGCCCCACGAGGCUCCGGCCCCGGUGACGGCCAUUGGCGAGGACAUUGCCUCCUUUAGCAGCACGGAGUCGGAUUCGCUUUCGGGCAGAAAGCUGGAUGAAGAAGGGCCGGAGAAUGACGAAAAGAUGGAGGAGAAUGGCGAGCAGCAACAGGUCGAGGGUGCCAGUGUGGCUGCGAAUGCCCUGGAGGCCCUGGAACAGCGUCCCCAGAGACCGCAGACCCUGGAUCUGGGCCAACAGGUAAACGCCAAUGCCGGACAGACGCCGCCAGAGCCCUCCGAGGAGGUGCCCACUGCAGAUGGAUCCCAGGAGGACCAGCAGCUGUCACAGGCGGAUGCCGCCUCGGGACCAGCCGAAGACGACGAGAGCCCCAUCUACGAGGCCGUGGGGUACAGCGAUCCGCAUGCGAAUCUGGGCAAGGUGCCGCCCAUCUGGGUGCCGGACAACAUGGCCGGGCAGUGCAUGCAGUGCCACCAGAAGUUCACGAUGAUCAAGCGGCGCCACCACUGCCGCGCAUGCGGCAAGGUGCUCUGCUCUGUCUGCUGUUCGCAGAAGUUUCGCCUGGAGUUUGCCAACGAGCCGGAGUCGCGUGUCUGCGUCCAGUGCUUCAUGAUCCUCACGGAACGGGAGGCUUCUGGCGACGCCUAUCCGGACAAUGCCUCCGCUCCGAACACGGUCCUGCCGCCCACGCCCAUGCGUUCGCCCAAUCCGAACAAUCCCAUGGAGUACUGCUCGACGAUUCCGCCGCACCACCAGGUGGCCGCCAGCCCGGGCGUACCGCCGCCCAGCGUGAUUGUGCCCGUGGGCGUGCUCAAGAAGACCGACGGCAGCUCCAAUUCGAACUCCUCCUCCUCGGACAGCAAGAAGGGGCGCAAGCGCAAGAGCGUCAUGUUCAGCGACGGCAUCGCCCCAGGAAGCGAGCUGGCCAGCACCAUGGAGCAGCAGUGGGGCGAGGCCAAGCAGGCACGUCGCGGCGUGCCCCGGAGCAAUGGCGGCGGCCAGAAGCCACCCACUCCGGCGACGGAGGAACCCAGAUCCAGUAUUGAGAGCGCCACCAGUGCCACCAUGGGACUGGUGGCCCAACUCUUCCGCGGCUCCAUUCCACCAAGCGCGGCUGCGGCCACGCUGACGGCGGCCGAAUCAAGCGCCGCUCGUCCCACGGCCCAGACCUCGCCGCGCCGCAAGGUAGAGCCUGUACGCUCCCGAAAACUACCGCCGAACGGCGAUGCCCAAGGCUGCUAUCUGCCCGUCGAGGAGAACGCCCUGCCGCCCAUCUGUUUGGCGGGCAAGGAUGCCGGCAGCUGUGACGUUGAAUACAAGGAGGUGCGCAACGAUGGGGAUCUCCUGGAGCGGCUGCAACACGAAACGCUCAAAUUUAUCUUGGAGAACAACUUCUACGUUCUGGUCAAGGUCAUCAACAUGAGCUGCUGCAUGAACCGCUGGGUGCUGAACUUCACCACCUCCGGGCUGCACCACAAGGGCAGCGAUGAGCUGAUCAUUCUACUGGAGAUUAAGCCGCCCAAGCUGGGAGAACCGGCUGCAGGGGAGCCGGCUGUGCCGCGCGACGUGUUCCAGCACCUGUACGAGAUCUAUGUGGCGGAUCAUGCACGGACCAGCACCACCGAGCUGGCCUUUACCAGUCCCAGGAGCGCCCACUUUCUUGGAUCGCGCGAGCACGGGGGCUUCAUCUACAUCCGGCCGACGUACCAGUGCCUGCAGGGCGUGAUCGUACCGGAGAAUCCCUAUCUGGUGGGUGUGCUGAUCCAUCGACAUGAGGUACCCUGGGCCAGGGUGCUGCCGCUGCGCCUGAUCCUUCGCCUGGGCGCCCAGUACCGCUACUACCCCUGCCCGCUGAUCUCGGUGCGCGGGCGCGAGUCGGUGUAUGGGGAGAUCGCGCAGACGAUCAUCAAUUUCCUGGUGGACUUUCGCAACUACUCGUAUUCGCUGCCCGCCAUCCGGGGCCUGUACAUCCACAUGGAGGACCGCCAGAUGACGGUGAUUAUUCCACGCUACCGCCAGCAGGACGUUAUAAAGGCGAUCAACAACGCCAGCGACCACAUCCUGGCCUUUGCCGGCAACUUCUCAAAGGUGGCCGACGGGCAUCUGGUGUGCAUGCAGAACAUCAACGACGACCGAAACGAGAUGUACGCCUACUCCACGCAGGCCAUCAACAUCCAAGGGCAGCCCCGCAAGGUCACCGGCGCCAGCUUCUUUGUGCUGAACGAGGCUCUCAAGAGCACCAGCGGCUUGUCCGGCAAGUGCAGCAUCGUUGAGGAUGGCCUCAUGGUCCAGAUAAUGCCAGCCAAAAUGGAGGAAGUGCGUCAGGCGCUGCGAAACCAAACUGACAUCGACAUUGUGUGCGGUCCCGUCGAUGCCAGCGACGACCAGAGCGAGAUUGUCAGCAUCAAGUGGGUGGACAACAAUCGCGACAUCAAUGUGGGUGUAAAGUCGCCCAUUGAUGACAUGGCCAUGGAGGGCAUCUCCAACAUGCGGCUCCAUGCCAGCUUCAACUAUUCCAAUGCCAAUCACGUUAUCCGCUUGAGUGAUAUCUACAUUAUUAAGUGCGAUGAUUGGUAUUCCACAAAUGGUGGCAACUAUGUGGACAUCACUCGCAUUGCCGAGCAACUGGCCCGAAGCGCCUCGAUGGCCCUGCUCCCAUUCCUCGAUCUGCUUGCCGCCGCUGGCAUCAACAAGGUUGGCCUCCGGGCCACGCUGGAUCAGGAGAAUGUCUGCUAUGAGGCCGGUGCCCGUGGCUCGAAGCUCCCUCCGUUGUAUAUGAACGCCCUGGACAACCAUCUGAUAGCCACGCUUCAUGGCGAAUCGUCGGGCGUCCAGGAGCCCAUCAUCCUCGAGCUGGUGUUCUACAUACUAAACGCCUGAAUAUAAUCCCUCAUAGUGCAAUUCUUCUGUUGGAAUCGAAAGCGAUACGGAAACCGUCUUAAGUCUAUGUCUAAGUCCACGGGCUGAUCCGUUCUCUAGUUUUAUUGUCCGGGUGGCUCAGCUACAAUAAUAACUGUGUAUAUAUA
Messenger RNA from Drosophila persimilis, 4317 nucleotides. RefSeq names its product zinc finger FYVE domain-containing protein 9 (gene Sara). The coding region runs from base 113 to 4171 and encodes 1352 amino acids. Lineage: Eukaryota; Metazoa; Arthropoda; Insecta; Diptera; Drosophilidae. Gene Ontology annotation, cellular component: early endosome membrane. Gene Ontology annotation, molecular function: metal ion binding. The transcript has 7 exons. Gene Ontology annotation, biological process: endosomal transport. The record is from RefSeq and is a predicted model, not a curated record.